ACGCUCAACCAGGGAGUCGAUGCUUUUAAUUGCGUUUAGUUAUUCGCUAGGAAUUGAAUAUGUCUGGCGAGCGAGCGCACCACAGACAGCGACGGAAUAGCUCAAGUAUGAGCACGGACUCCGCCAACGACUCCCGUUCCUCGUCCCCUGGCAACAAAGUGCGAUUGUCACAAAGAAAAAGACGAGGGCGCUCAACAAAUCGUACUGCCAGCGAGAGCAGCACGCAAAUGAAGGGCUGGCUACUAAAGUGGACAAAUUAUGUGAAGGGCUAUCAGAGACGCUGGUUUGUGCUCUCGAACGGUGUGCUUAGCUACUACCUCGAUCAGUCUGAAGUCCAUCAAGCUGCGCGCGGCUCGAUAACGCUCAAGGCAGCCGUAAUCGAACACGUGGAUCCGUGCACAUUUGCCAUUACGGAUGGCAGCAACCUGCAGAGCUUUCGCAUCAGGGCUGAAACUGAGGUGGAACGAGAAACGUGGAUAACAUCAUUGGAGCUGGCCAAGUGCUCAAAAAUGCAAACUAUUGAUAAAGUUAAUUCAGUUUCUACUGAUGUCCAAAUGAUCAGAUGUCGGCGCACCCGUGUGCCGGACAAACCGAACUACCCGCUCAGCCUUUGGACGCUCAUGAAGAACUGCAUUGGCAAGGAUCUCUCGAAAAUACCCAUGCCCAUUAAUUUCAACGAGCCAAUAUCGAUGCUGCAGCGCCUCGUCGAGGACUAUGAGUACUCCGAUGUGCUAGACAUCGCCGCCAGCUGUAGCGACGAGUGCGAACAGCUGGCCUAUUUGGCAGCCUUCACAGUCUCUGCAUAUGCCACAGCUGAGAGCCGGAUAAACAAACCUUUUAAUCCGCUCCUGGGAGAGACCUACGAAUGCGAUCGCACUGACGAUUUGGGCUGGCGCUGUCUCACCGAGCAAGUGUCGCAUCAUCCGCCAAUUACCGCUUUACAUUGUGAAAGUAAAGAAUGGAUAAGUUGGCAAGAAUUCUCGCUGACGAGCAAGUUUCGAGGCAAAUAUUUGCAGGUAAAUCCAGUUGGCGGUGCCUACGUCUCUUUCCCCACCACAGGGCGGCGUUAUUUCUAUCGCCGUGUGACGACUACUGUGAAUAAUAUAAUCGUAGGUAAGCUGUGGGUGGAUCUGGAGGGUCAAUUAGAGAUCGUUGGCAGCAAUGCAGCAAAGGGUUUCAAAUGCAUCCUCAACUAUAUACCGUACUCAUAUUUUGGCCGUGAGCUGCAGCGCAGCAUCAAAGGCGUGGUGCUCAAUCGCAACAACGAGGCCAAAUGGCUGUUGCGUGGCACGUGGAAUGACAAAAUCGAAAUAGCUCCUGUGCUGCACACCAGUGGGCCGACAAAGAAUCCCAACUACACGGCUGGCGCGUACAAGGUGGCCUGGCAGCGACGCCCAGCUGCACCCGAUUCGGACAGGUACUACAACUUGCCCGUGUUUGCCUGCCAGCUGAACGAGCCGGAGGAGGGCGUUGCGCCCACGGAUUCGCGUCUUCGACCCGAUCAGCGUUACAUGGAGGAAGGCGCGUGGGACGAAGCCAAUCGAGAGAAAUUGCGGCUCGAGGAGAAACAGCGAGCGGUACGAAAACAGCAGGAGCAAAAGGAAAAGCAAGCGAUCGCAGAAGGGCGAUCCUAUCCAGCAUACGAGCCCAUGUGGUUCAAGCGGGAGCGAGUAGAGGGUGGCACUCAAUUUAUGCAUGUCUCUAAGAAUACAUAUUGGCAGGCCAAGGAAGCCCAAGACUGGAGCGGUUGUCCGAAUAUUUUUUAACAGCUGCGUUGUAAAGUAAAUAUCAUCAAUACGAAAUCGAGCCGCAAUAUCUAAUCUUUGACCAAAAAGGUAGCUGACUUUUGUUGUCUUCCGCUAUAAAAAGACAUGAGCAAUCCAACGAUAAAUGUUAUAAAAUUUACUCAAUUUAUUAGUAAAGUAUUAUUUAAAUAAAGAAACUGUUGCCAGACAAAAUCGGUCAUGAACAUUGAGGUACACCUCAACAUGCACGAUAAGGUGUUGUUUAUUGACUCG
Drosophila hydei is the source of this 2018-nucleotide messenger RNA. RefSeq names its product oxysterol-binding protein 1-like. The coding region runs from base 60 to 1766 and encodes 568 amino acids. The transcript has 2 exons. NCBI's taxonomy places the organism in Eukaryota, Metazoa, Arthropoda, Insecta, Diptera, Drosophilidae. Gene Ontology annotation, cellular component: membrane; intracellular membrane-bounded organelle; cytosol. The record is from RefSeq and is a predicted model, not a curated record. Gene Ontology annotation, molecular function: sterol binding.